Messenger RNA from Linum trigynum, 204 nucleotides. The record is from the annotation of a GenBank genome assembly. NCBI's taxonomy places the organism in Eukaryota, Viridiplantae, Streptophyta, Magnoliopsida, Malpighiales, Linaceae.
AUGUCAUGUUUCAGGCUCCCAUUGUCUCUGUGUCAGCUUCUUGAUAAACUUGUGGCUAGAUUCUGGUGGGGGGCUGAGGAGGGUCAACCUAAGAUCCGAUGGGUGUCUUGGCCGAAUAUGUGUAGGAGUAAGCAUGAGGGAGGGAUGGGAUUUCGCGAGUUUGAGCAUUUUAACCAAGCGGUGUUAGCUAAGAUUGGCUGGUGA